This is a messenger RNA of Esox lucius (northern pike), 2484 nucleotides long. It is a transcript of the gene abraxas2, whose product is annotated as abraxas 2, BRISC complex subunit. The coding region runs from base 97 to 1428 and encodes 443 amino acids. Lineage: Eukaryota; Metazoa; Chordata; Actinopteri; Esociformes; Esocidae. Gene Ontology annotation, cellular component: nucleus. Gene Ontology annotation, biological process: attachment of spindle microtubules to kinetochore; mitotic spindle assembly; protein K63-linked deubiquitination. The record is from RefSeq and is a predicted model, not a curated record. Gene Ontology annotation, molecular function: microtubule binding; polyubiquitin modification-dependent protein binding. The transcript has 9 exons.
AAUUCGAAGUUUCACAGGAUGUAGCUAGUAUGACACCCAGCAGAUGAGCGAGUGUAGCGUGCAACCGCAGGGUUGGAUUGCUGGGAUGUUUCCAUCAUGGCGGCAUCCAUUUCGGGCUAUACUUUUAGUUCUGUGUGUUAUCACAGUGCUAACAGCAACUCUGAUCAUGAGGGCUUCCUCUUAGGAGAAGUAAGGCAAGAGGAAACUAUCAGCAUCAGCGAUACGCAAAUCAGCAGUGCUGAACUCCUUCAAGUAGUAGAAGUCCACAAUCAUGAACCCUGUGCACAGCUAUUUAGCUUUUAUAAUUAUGCCGGACUAGUCAAUGAAGAGAAUCUUAACAAAAUUCUUAAAGAAAGGCGGAAAAAUGUCAUCGGCUGGUACAGAUUUAGGAGGAAUACGCAGCAGCAGAUGUCAUUCAGGGAACAGAUCAUCCACAAGCAGCUGACCCAGCUCCUUGGUGUGCCCGACCUAGUCUUCCUCCUCUUCAGCUUCAUCUCCACAGCCAACAACUCCACACAUGCCCUGGAGUAUGUGCUGUUCAGACCCAGCCGCAGCAGGUACAACCAGAGGGUCACACUAAGCAUCCCCAACCUGGGCAACACCAGCCAGCAGGAAUACAAAGUCUCCUCUGUCCCCAACACCUCACUUAAUUAUGCCAAGGUUAUCAAAGAGCAUGGGGCUGAGUUCUUUGACAAAGACGGUGUGAUGAAGGAUAUUAGAACGAUUUUCCAAGUCUAUAGUGCGUUACAAGAUAAGGUACAGGCUGUAUGUGGGGAGGUUGAGCAGAGUGAACGAGUGAAAGAGAAAGUCCAACAGGAGGUGAACAAACUAAAACAGCAAAUUGCUCUCAGGAAACAAAAAAAUGCAGAAGAGGAAAGAAGGAUCCUGGAGGCGCAGAACCCUGAGCCACUUCCCACUCCUGAGGAAAACACUGAGCCCCCAGAGACCUCCCUGCUGUCCCUUGUGGCUUUCAACACUCCAUCCACCCCAGAGCGGCCAGGCCCUUCUGCAAACCCCCCUGCCUACGCAGACCUUCUCUCCUUGCAGGACAACUCGCUCCUCCCUUCCUCGUCCUCCCCGACCAGUGCUGCGCUGCUCCCCCGGCCCCAGGCUGUGGGCUCUCCCGGCCACCCUUCUCCAAACCCAAUGGGUCUUGGUCUGGGCCUCAGUGUGGGCUCCAGCCCCGCUCCUAGUCCCAGUACGCCCUACCUGGGAAAUGGGGACGGAUCCAGCUCUGACUCCCUGGACAGACAGGCUGCAGGGCAGGAGGAUGAGGAUGAAGACGAGGAUGAGGACAGUAGCGAAUAUGAGAACCUUGUGAGUGAGGUCGCACAGUUGCCCCCGGUUACUAUCAAUGUGUUGGCGCAGGGCCGCCCAGCUUCCCUUAGUCCGGACGGCGAUGCCUCAGCCCGUGGCUCACAGACCUAGUAGAGGCUGAGCUUGGGAACAUCAGGGGCCCAAGUAACUGACGCAACAACACAGGAUGGCGUCCCAACCAAUCAAAGAUAUGUCUUCAUUACAGAGGAGGUGCUAGACCUGAAAAUCAAAGGCAAGCACAGGUGGUAUAUUCCGUGAUGUAUUUCUGUUUGUCUUAGUUUGAAUUUGCAUUCUGGGAGGAGUGUUAGGCUUCAUGGGCUUUACAGCUCUGUCUAGUAUAGACAUUGGAGCGUUGAUACCUGGAGUGAUUGUGUCAGAUUUAGAGAUGGAGGACGUUAUAACACAAUAAACGCCACAAUAAACGUUUUGCCCAACCUCUCCAUACAAAUAGACCAUCUCCGCUCUUCCUGGAUCAUGCUGCAUCACAUCUGCAUCACCAGUGUUGAGUAUCCAAUUGUACCAUUACCUCUUGCACUAGCGUUUUUUGCUCUUUUUUUAUUUUUUUUUACAAAUCAUUUUGAAAAAGCAAAGGGAAAAUGUUCAGCGGCCUUCCAAUUUUUCUUUUUGGUGAGACAGGCAAGUGGUUCUUUUUUUAUUUAUUUUUUUUAUUUUGUGAUUUGCUUAUAACAAAGAAAGAAUAGAUAUAUGUAAACUAUAAAAAAAAAAUUAGCCUGCACGGUUCUGAAGCUUAGAACUGUCAUUAGUAGGAUACAUUUCCUUGAACAAUGUAUUUUAUGAAUCAUGCAGUUGCCUAUUUACAAAGAAUAUAGAUUUGUGAUCAAAGUUUUACUUUGUCUCAACUAUUAUGGGUGCUUAUAUAAUUUUUUAUGACACAAUAACAUUAUUAUUAAUGUCACUUGAUGUCUCUUAUGAAAUAACACUGAAACUGUAUGCGCUUCGCAGCACUUAACACAUUUAGCUAAUUUCUUUGUGCUUUACCAAUGCUGUUCAGUUGUGCCACUUAUUUGGUAGUUUGACCAUUGUGUGGGGAUGACAGGGCGAAAACACGUACAGGAGCUUUCCUAACUGGACAAUGCUGCUGUGUCUGAGCUAGCACUAAACAAGAUACUGUGCUUCUACAUAAACAUGUCUGCUUCUUCCACCUUG